Oryza sativa Japonica Group (Japanese rice) is the source of this 1274-nucleotide messenger RNA. The record is from RefSeq and is a predicted model, not a curated record. Lineage: Eukaryota; Viridiplantae; Streptophyta; Magnoliopsida; Poales; Poaceae.
UUCAUGCUAGUUUUCAUCUGUAAUGUCAUGAUUUAUUUAUGGAAUAGAUUAAAUCAUUAUAUGUCUAUAAUCUCAACAAUGUUAUUUCUGUUAUGUACAUUCAUUUAAGAUUUAACAGAAAUUUCUCCAGAAGUAAGGAGAUUCAGUUUUCCUGAUUAAGGUUUUUAUGUUUUCCAACAUGAAGGUUGAUGGCACAAUCCAGAACAUUUCGGACAUAGUCCCAGUACCAUCUGAGUUAGCUACUCGAGCAAGGAAAAUCAUGGACAUGUUUAAUGAAAUCAAAGAUUACGCUAGUAAAUUCAGUUUGUCUGAGAAUGAUGGAGUGCGGCGAUCUAUUCCUGAUAUGCACCAAGUGCGGCAGACUAGCUCUAUGGUAUUUGAGCAGAGCAUUAUUGGCAGAGGAAGUAUCAAGGACACUGUAAUUGAAAAGAUGCUGUCCCAAAACAAAAGCAGUACACCUGAAAGCCAUGUUUCAGUCCUGGGCAUAGUUGGUAUGCCAGGAGUAGGCAAGACAACUCUAGCGCAGCUUGUGUACAACAACACAGAAGUAUGCAAAUCUUUUGAUGUCCGUGUUUGGGUCUGUGUAUCAGAGAACUUCGAUGUAAAAGAAAUUCAGGAUAAGAGGUUUUUGCUAGUAUUGGAUGACGUAUGGAAUGAACGAAGAGACUACUGGGAAAUGUUCCGUUUGCCAAUGUUGACAACAAAGCUUUGCAAAAUUAUAGUAACUACUCGAAGUCAGAAUGUUGCUAGAUUGGUUCAAACAAUGGAUUCCUGUGAAUUAAGCUGCUUAGAUUCUAAUGAUAGCUGGUCAUUGUUCAAACAAACUGCCCUUUUGGAUGAAGAACAUGCAAAUAAUCCAAGUCUACAAGAAAUUGGCAAGGAUAUUGUUUCAAGGUGUAAAGGGUUGCCGUUGGCAAUCAAGACUAUUGGAAGCAUGCUGCGCUACGAACCAGAUGAAACUAAGUGGAAGGAUAUCUUAGAGAGUGAUCUAUGGGACUUAGAGCAAUCACAGAAUGAGGUACUGCCAGCACUGGAGCUGAGCUAUAAGCAGAUGCCCAUGUACUUGAAACGAUGUUUUAUUGCCCUCUCCUUGUUUCCAAAAGAUUACAUACUUCAUGAAGAAAAUGUGGUUCUUCUGUGGGAGCCACUGGAGUUACUUCAACAUGGUGAUGGAGCAAAUAAGGCAAAACUUGCAGUUUCAUAUCUCCAUGAAUUAGCUCAGAGGUCUAUGAUUGAAAUUUAGUACUCAUAGUGCAUACAAGAUGCAUGACCUC